Messenger RNA from Prunus persica (peach), 2007 nucleotides. Its product is annotated as S-linalool synthase. The transcript is spliced from 11 exons. The coding region runs from base 1 to 2007 and encodes 668 amino acids. Gene Ontology annotation, molecular function: magnesium ion binding; terpene synthase activity. NCBI's taxonomy places the organism in Eukaryota, Viridiplantae, Streptophyta, Magnoliopsida, Rosales, Rosaceae. The record is from RefSeq and is a predicted model, not a curated record. Gene Ontology annotation, biological process: diterpenoid biosynthetic process.
AUGGAUUUGCAAGGAUCUUCAGUUAAGUAUCUUGUAACCAAGGUUAAACAAGAUCUCUUAGCGUCAUCACAGGUUGAUGUUUAUGGUCUUGUACCUCCUUCUCCUUACGACACUGCUUGGCUCUCAAUGGUUUCCAACCCUCAACACUCAGAUCAACCAUUGUUUCAGGGGUGCUUGGAUUGGGUGCUCCAACACCAAAACAGAGGAGGCUUCUGGGGUGAGAAUAUUGGUCAUCCCACUUUAGAGUGCCUCACUUCAACUCUUGCUUGCAUUGUUGCACUUAUCACAUGGAAUGUUGGUCACGAUGCCAUUCAGAAAGGGUUGGCAUUCAUCCAUGGAAACACAGAGAGGCUCUUGGAAGAGCAGAAUGGUUCUUUUCCUGAGUGGUUUGCAAUAGUUUUCCCAGCAAUGAUUGAACUUGCAGAGACCAAAGGAUUACAUGUUUACUUUUCUAAUGGGCUGGUAGAACAAGUCUUCCUAGAGAGACAAGAAAUAUUGCAAACGCGCAGGUGGGUGUCUGGUUGUGGUCAGCAACAGUAUUAUCCAGCACUCAUGUUACAAUAUCUUGAAGACGGGUUAAUCCAAUCCCCAUCAGCCAUUGCAUAUGCUUUCAUGAAGACAGGAAACAAGGAGUUUUUGGUGAAACAUGUGGUUAUGGAAGUACGUCGUUGCACGUUUACAGUUCCUGCGGUCUACCCCUUGGAUGAAGACCUUGUAAACAUUCUUCUAAUUAACCAGAUUGAGACGCUGGGGUUAGCAGAGCAUUUCAUGGAGGAGAUUAAAAGUUUGCUGGCCCAAGUUUACAGAAGUUGCAUAAGCUGCAAAGAAUCAAAGAGUAUGGGAAAGCAUGCAAUCCCACUACAACUUUAUACACAUGCUCUCUCAUUUCGACUUCUAAGACUAUAUGGUUAUAGAGUUUCUCCUCGGAAGUUCUGCAGGUUCCUAGAGGAUGAAGAUAUAGUGACGUACAUAGAAGAGUACCAUGAGCUUUUUUUGAGUGCCAUGUAUAAUGUAUACAGGGCAACUGAUGUUACUUUUACUGGAGAAAAUCAACUUGAGGAUGCCAGGGCAUUCUCAAGAAGAAUUCUAGAAAAGGAAACAAUGAAAAAUUGUACGAAUUUGGUCCGACCUAUUAGUUUGACUAAUUUGCAAGGUCAGAUUAAGCAUGAACUUAGUAUCCCAUGGCUUGCUCGGUUGGAUCAUCUAGAGCACCGGAGGUGCAUUGAGAGGAAAGAAACUCUUGGUCCAUGGACAGGAAACUCCUUAUCCUAUAGAUUAUUAGCUUGUCAAAGCAAUGCCAUGCUGCUACAACUUGCCAUUGAGAAUUAUACCCUAAGACAGUCCAUAUUCAGAAAUGAAUUAAAGGAGUUAGAAAGGUACUCAUGGGAGCCAAAAGGCCUGACUGGACAUGGCAAAACUAUAUUCAAUGCUCUCAAAGAUUUUGUUGACGACAUUUCUGGGAAAUUCUUCAAUAAAAAUGGAUAUGACAUAAAGGCAUAUCUCCAGGAUCUAUGGUGCCAAACCUUUGCAAGCUGGUUAAAGGAAGCAGAGUGGAGCAGAAAUGGGCAUGCCCCAUCAACAGUUGAGUACCUCCAAGUGGCCGCAACCUCUAUUGCUUCACAUACUAUUCUUCUUCCAGCUGCUUUUCUGCUUUAUCCACCUCCAGAAAUAGACAUCCUCAAGAAAAGGCAGCCACUUACAAAUUCACUUAUGCUUUUAACAAGGCUUUUGAAUGAAAUUAGAAGCUACCAGAAGGAGCAAGAGGAGGGAAAGCCAAACCUUGUUCUGCUAUACAUGAAGGAGAAUCCAAAUUUGGGGGUUGAAGAAUCAAUAGCAAUUAUACAGAAGACAUUGGAUGAAAAGAAGAAAGAGUUUCUAGAACUGGCUCUGAUUAGUGAUGAAAUGCCAGAAGCAUGCAAACAACUUCACCUUCACUGCCUCAAAGCAUUUCAGAUGUUUUUCAAUUCUACAAAUGCAUUUGACUCCCCAACAGAAAGCAAUUUUUGA